Musa acuminata subsp. malaccensis (wild Malaysian banana) is the source of this 3045-nucleotide messenger RNA. RefSeq lists its product as uncharacterized. NCBI's taxonomy places the organism in Eukaryota, Viridiplantae, Streptophyta, Magnoliopsida, Zingiberales, Musaceae. The record is from RefSeq and is a predicted model, not a curated record.
UUGCCUCAUUCUUGUCUCUGAUCGGAUCGUUUACGAUCGUUUUCGUGGAGUGUGAAUGCCGUCGGAUCGGCUAACGAGGACAUAUAUUGCGUCUUCUCGUUCCUCUUGAAUGCUUAUUUUGCUGUCCGAUUUUAUGUCCUCUUUUUUAGCUCCAUCCAAGUAUUCUCUGUAGCGUACUUGGUGUUACUUUUAGAUUUGGUUCUGCCCUUCUUCCAUCUCUUCUUUUCUUGGUGUUUCAUGAUCGUUUUAAUGCUUGUCUCAUCGUGGAUUGUGUAGAAAGGUGAUCGGAAUUUUCCAAACUUCUUUUCUCCUAAAUGAUUCUGUGAGGUAGCUGUUGUUUCUCUUGUGAGUUUGGGUGUUUUAUACUGCGCUCGAUCCUAUCGGUGCCCAUCGACAAGGGUAAAUUAGUGAAGCAGUUAAAGACAGAGUCAAGUGGUAAUAGAUACUAUGUAAAAGGCAUUGCGUAACUCGACGAUUUCUUGGCACGUGGAAUUCUUGGGCAAUACAUUUUGUUAGAUGACAUGGUUGGCUACUAAUGAUUGUUCAUUUGACCCCUAACUCCAGCUACAGCUAAUUUGAUUAUCUCUCAAGUUUUCCAAAAUGGACCGUUGUGAUACAUCAGGAUUUGUCAGUGGGGGUUGCAAGCUUUCAUUCUAGUAUUUAAUUAACUUUGUUACCAUUAAAGUUCUGGAAGUCAGGCUAACUGGUUCUUUUCCUAGUAGAUUUGGUGGCUCUAAGAGGGCUUUUGACAGAUAAUGGAUAACUGCCCUUUGAAUCUGGCCUCUACUGCAAAUCUUUCCUCUUUGAGUACUGAUGAUUUCUUUGACAGAGUCCAAUCAAGAGAAGAAAAAAGUGAUGCCACGUUACGAAUUAAUUCUCCUAGUUCUUCCACUCUUAAUAACUCCAAAACAAAGGGGACAAUAGGGGUGUGGGGUGAUAUGAAUGAUGUGGAGUGUUCAGGUCAGUCCUUGCUUGCUCUGGGUUUAGGUCAGUCUCUGAAUUCUUCAUAUGUUAGCAAGAUGAGUUCGAUAAUUCGUUGCACAUCUUCAGCAAAAGAAAAUGAUAAUGGAUCCGUUGAUUUAGGACUGAAUAUUCGGUUUUGUCCUGAAAAUGCAAAAACAUCGAAUCCUUCUAAGUCCUUUGUUGCUACUGCCAAUGAUUCUCAUACUGGAAAUACAUUAGACCUCCAAUUAGGUCUAUCAGUUGGGUCAUUUGAAUCAGUCAUGACUAGUGUCAAGCCUGUCCUGGAUGAACAUCAGAGUAGUGUGGAGACCUCGGUAAUGGUGAAUUCAGUGCUGACCAAUGAUGAUGAAGGGAUUGUAUCAUCUUGGUGGAUAUUCAGACGCUGUAUGCCAACUCAUUUGAACGAUUCAGAGACAAGUAGCAGUUCUGCUUCAAAUAAGAAAAUUUGUGUAAAAGCAGAUCCAGUUGUUGUUGUGCCAGAUCACCCACCAACCGUGCUGCAAACAGUGAAAAGCCCAGUUGUCUGCACUUCCGGAGUUACACAUUCACGACACCACAAUAGUAGCAUAAAAAACUGUCAGUUCCAAGGUUGUGUAAAAAGAGCAAGAGGUGCUUCUGGUCUAUGCAUAGCCCAUGGUGGGGGAAGGAGGUGCCAGAAACCUGGAUGUCAAAAGGGUGCUGAAGGAAGGACAAUCUUUUGCAAAGCGCAUGGAGGCGGUCGUCGGUGUGAACAUCUUGGCUGCACAAAGAGUGCAGAAGGGCGCACUGAUUACUGCAUUGCCCACGGUGGUGGCAAACGUUGCAGCCAUGAAUGUUGCGGCCGUGCUGCAAGAGGUAAAUCAGGUUUAUGCAUCAAGCAUGGAGGUGGUAAGAGGUGCCGGAGAGAGAAUUGCACAAAAAGUGCAGAAGGUCAUUCUGGAUUUUGUAUCUCUCAUGGUGGUGGACGACGCUGUCAAUUUCCAGCAUGCUCAAAGGGUGCACAGGGUAGCACAAUGUUUUGCAAGGCACAUGGUGGGGGGAAAAGAUGUACAUUUUUGGGGUGCACCAAGGGAGCUGAAGGGAGCACUCCUUACUGCAAGGGUCAUGGAGGAGGGAAGCGCUGCUUGUUUCAGGGGGGAGGUGUUUGCCCAAAGAGUGUGCAUGGUGGGACCUUAUUCUGUGUAGCUCAUGGUGGUGGGAAGAGGUGUGCUGUUCCUGGGUGCACUAAGAGUGCUAGAGGUCGGACUAAUUACUGUGUGCGCCAUGGUGGAGGCAAACGAUGCAAAUCUGUGGGUUGUGGGAAAAGCGCUCAAGGGAGUACCGAUUUUUGCAAGGCACAUGGUGGAGGCAACCGGUGUGCCUGGGGUCAUGUGGGGUCAAAGUUUGGCACAGGCGAUCCACCUUGUGAGAGGUUUGCCAGGACCAAAGCUGGUCUUUGUGCUGCACAUGAUGCCUUGGUGCAAGAUCACUGUGUUCGUGGUGGGGGUACCCUUGCAAUAUCCACUACCCUGUUUCCAACAUCAAUUAAGUCUGGGAUGAUGAAAGAGGUUGCUAUUGGAGGGAAGGGCAUGUCAAUCUGGAGUGGAUCUGAUACGAAAGCACAUCCUCAGGUUACUCAGUGUGGGUUGGUUUCGCUUCCAGAAGGGAGGGUUCAUGGAGGAAGUCUAAUGACGAUGCUUGCCACCAGUUCAGGCACGGGGAACAAUGCAUAAAUCAAGGUAUGCUGGUAUUCUUGAGCAGGGUUCUUCCUAUGAUACAAUGCAGUAGUGUGUGCAAUGGCUGGACGUGCCUUUCUUAACUAUCAUUUGUGCGCUUUCUGACUUGGUAUAUGUAUUUUCCAUGUGUGUUUGCGAGUUUGCUAGUUCCAAUUGUUGAAAAAGGUAUCUGAUUUACCACAUAUAUUUGCUAGAUCGUGUUUGUCACCAAUGACUUCUCCUCUGGCCUACAUAAAUGGGAUUUAGGUGGGCAGAAUUAUAGUAUUGUUUGCUGGUGUUUUUUUCUUUUUAUCUCAAGACUCUAAACUUGCCUCUAUGUAUACAUGGUUAGUAUCGGGAAACUGAUUGCUGUUAAGAAAUUCCUGUUUUGUUUAUUAUAUUUGAUAAA